AUGACUUACACGCACCGCAAGCCUCGUCUGGAAACAAGACGAGCUCCAAACCACAAGAGAGAGAGCCUGCCUGUGGGUGUGCGAGGACCCAAACCAGUGUGGUCCCCGGCCCGGUCCUCACAGCUCUCCGCUGCGGUUCACGGGCCUCGAGAGCGCAGCAGUGAAGGUGAUCUCCAUCAGUCACAGUACCUGCCUGGUGAAGAGGAUCGCCGCGUCGUGGUGAUGCUGAUGGUCGUCAUCCAGGGGGUUCUGCUGAUUCUGCCACUUGCAGAAGCUCUUGAGCGUCGCGGCGGCGUUCUUGGACACCUCGAUGCCCUUCUCGUUCUCGGACAGGACCGCGACUUUGACCACCGACAGGCGGAUGGGGUUCUCGAUGCUGGCGUGGCCGUAGAGCUUGGACGCGAUGGACGCGAGCGUCAACAGAUGAUGGAGCAGAUCUUCAAUAGCGUCUGUCUAAUGGGUUCGAUGACGUCACAGAGCACGAGCGAGACAGGACAGAGACGUGACAUCACGCAGGGAGCCCUGGCACAGAACAAGGGCAUUGUGCACACUAGUGAGGGCUCAUUCUGCUGUCAGCCUUAUGAUGUCAUCUUCAUCAUCAUCAUCAUCAUCAUCCUCAGCGGCUCAGACAACACUGGCAUCAUUCAGCGACCCGCAGGAUGUUUGUUCUUCUGUGGAACACAAAACCUCUUUAUCAUUUAUGCUGAUAUGCGAUGUUGAGGGACUGCAGGCAAUUAAUAACUAAACUAUUAAAUGCAGUUUGUUACUGGAAAUAAAAAAUUAAAUAUAAAAAAUGUUUUAUUGCUAACCAAGCAACGUUAUAAUUUUUUAGCAUGCUAAAAUAUCUAAACUCAAAUUGUUUUUUUAUUUAAAUUCAGUUUAACAUACUAAAUU
Puntigrus tetrazona (Sumatra barb) is the source of this 894-nucleotide messenger RNA. RefSeq lists its product as uncharacterized. The record is from RefSeq and is a predicted model, not a curated record. The coding region runs from base 1 to 720 and encodes 239 amino acids. NCBI's taxonomy places the organism in Eukaryota, Metazoa, Chordata, Actinopteri, Cypriniformes, Cyprinidae. The transcript has 3 exons.